Molecule: messenger RNA, 1877 nt
Organism: Morone saxatilis (striped sea-bass)
Lineage: Eukaryota; Metazoa; Chordata; Actinopteri; Moronidae
Gene: actr10
Product: actin related protein 10
Biological process (GO): retrograde axonal transport of mitochondrion
Source: RefSeq, a predicted model, not a curated record
UGUGAAGACCCGACCCAGCCCAACAACAGGAAGACAACAGAUCUUCUUUAUUUCUUUAUCCUUUUGAAACGAUGCACAUGAGCGCUAAAUACUGACAUUGUUGCAUUAACAGGUUGAUAAAAUGCCAUUAUUUGAUGGACUGGGAAGUGGAGGAGAGAAGACUGCGAUCGUCAUUGACUUAGGAGCCGCGUACACAAAAUGUGGCUUUGCAGGGGAAACGGGGCCCAGGUUCAUAAUUCCCAGCGAGAUUCGGAAACCAGGACAGCAACAGGCCGUCAAAGUGGUUCAGUACAACAUCAACACAGAAGAGCUUUAUGUCAUCCUCAAAGAGUUUAUCCAUAUACUGUACUUCAGGCACCUGCUGGUGAACCCUCGCGACAGAAGAGUGGUCAUCAUCGAGUCCAUCCUCUGCCCAUCUCACUUCAGGGAGACGCUCACCAAGGUUUUCUUCAAACAGUUUGAGGUGCCGUCUGUGCUUUUUGCCCCAAGUCACCUCAUGGCCAUCAUGACUUUGGGCAUCAACUCUGCUCUGGUGAUGGACUGUGGCUACACAGAGACGUUGGUCCUUCCUGUUUAUGAGUGCACUCCUAUAUUGCCAGCUUGGGAGGCUUUGCCUUUGGGAGGGAAAGCCAUCCAUAAAGAAUUAGAUGGACUUCUUGUGGAACAAUGCACUGUGGACACGGACACCACCACUGGGCAGAGUGUACCAGCUGUCAUUGGGACCAUCCCAGAGGAGACUGUGGAGGAUAUCAAGGUCAGAACAUGUUUUGUCAGUGAUCUGCAGAGAGGGCUCAAGAUCCAGGAAGCCAAGUUUAACCUGGACGGUACAGCUGAGCGGCCAGCCCCUCCUCCAGAUGUUGAUUACCCUCUGGAUGGUGAGAAAAUCCUGCACGUCAAUGGAUCAAUCAGGGACUCUGUGAUGGAGAUCCUGUUUGAACAGGACAAUGAAGAGAAGAGCGUGGCCUCACUGAUACUUGACGCUCUGGUCAAGUGCCCCAUUGACGCACGCAAGGUGCUCUCCGAGAACCUGGUGGUGAUCGGAGGCACGGCCAUGCUGCCAGGUUUCCUGCACCGUCUGCUGGCAGAGAUACGCCUCCUGGUGGAGAAACCCAAGUACAGCAAUGUGCUGGCCAGCAAGAGCUUGCGCAUACACGCUCCCCCUGCCAAGCCCAACUGCACCGCCUGGCUCGGAGGGGCCAUCUUCGGGGCACUGCAGGACAUCCUGGGCAGCAGGUCAGUGUCACGAGACUACUACAACCAGACAGGCCGCAUCCCAGACUGGUGCUGCUUGAGCUCCCCUCCUCCUGAAUCUCUCUACGAAGCAGGAAAGACCCCUCCUCCACUCAUGAAGAGAGCCUUCUCCACAGAGAAGUAGAAUAUGCUGUAACAUCAUUCAAACAUUGUACUUUCCUUUACCUGAUAGAACAGUUCAGUAAUCUUAAAUGUAACAUCUCAACACAUACAGUAUCUUAUUAAUGUGUUAACUACAACAAGAUGUAAUGUCUAGGAGUCACACCGAUGUUUUUGUAUACACUGAUUGUGAGCUGUUUGAUGAUCAGGUGAGCUGGUUUCUGACCUUACCAGGCAGAGCAGAUAUUUCUGAUGAUUAGAGUGAUAGUCUUUCAGAUCCUGUGCGACAUGCAGCCAUGUCUCCUGUUUCAUUUGAAGUCUCGUAAGACGCUGAACUUGUACGUGCUCACUGUCACGCCACUUUGUUCUGGAUUUUGUUGGAAGUUAAACUAAAAAACACAUAUUCAGCAGAAAUGUUUUCCAAUAACAUGCUUUAGUCAUCUAUUUGUCAGGAAAUACUACAGGAAAUGUUAAUAAACUUCUGAGAAAUCUGACAUAAUCCGGUAUGGUGCAUAAUGACAUGUGGA